Messenger RNA from Aureobasidium vineae, 345 nucleotides. The record is from the annotation of a GenBank genome assembly. Lineage: Eukaryota; Fungi; Ascomycota; Dothideomycetes; Dothideales; Saccotheciaceae.
AUGGUAUUCCACAUUGCUCUCCUCAAGAUGCCUUUGUACUCGGACAUCACGGGGCGCAUGGUCGUAUAUUGGUUCGCCAACAUCGGUGUACGUGAUGAUUCUGAAUUGUAUCGAGCUUCCAGAGCUAACAUGGGUGCGACAGNNAUGGGUGCGGGCCCACUGAUUCUGAGUUGGAUCAACGAGAUAUGCUCGGCCGACACGGAGAAACGUGCUCUUCUGGUCGCAAUGGCGAACGAUCUGGCCUAUGUCGUGCAAGCCGUCGCGCCGAACUUGGUGUGGAAGACGACGGAGUUUCCAGCCGCCCACAAGGGAUACACGUGGGUCGCGGUACUGCAGNGGUCUGCU